Messenger RNA from Tigriopus californicus, 2555 nucleotides. RefSeq names its product sialate:O-sulfotransferase 2-like. The record is from RefSeq and is a predicted model, not a curated record. The transcript is spliced from 5 exons. Lineage: Eukaryota; Metazoa; Arthropoda; Copepoda; Harpacticoida; Harpacticidae. The coding region runs from base 816 to 2519 and encodes 567 amino acids. Gene Ontology annotation, molecular function: sulfotransferase activity.
GUAAAAUAUUCAUUUGUAAUCUUACUCCAUUCUUCAAUUAUCUAAGACCACUUCAAAUGAUAGUUAACAUUUAAGAAGUCGGUAUUUCUUCUGCUUUAUGAGAGAAAUGUAAUAUAAAUUUAAUAGAUCUCACUUGUAUUUUGGUUUGACUCAAACACAAGUUCUGGGUAUGUUUUUAUGAUUUCUUUGGCUGAAAUUGCAAUAUCCAGUACCAAAUAAUCUGACAUGCUUAUUCAUUCAUAUUACUAAGAGAUUGUACUCAAAAUUAUCAUUCAAAAACUCGGGGGAAUAAAGACAAAAAAAAUGAAAAAAUAAACGAUUGUAGUGUAUAAAUGAUAUCAAGAAACUUGCAUUGAAUAAUAAAUGUUUGCUAAAACUCGUGUAUCAGUGUUCAUUUGAAAGCUUAGGAACAUGGCAAAACACAUCAAUGUAUAAAGGUGCUAUAAAAUGGAGAAAAAUGUUGAACUUGCAAGUUGUAACAAAACAUAUCGUACCACCACCAAGCAUUUUAGCUUUUACGGACUGUCUUGCAAGCACAGAAGAGGAAGAAGAUCAAACAACACGCACGCUCCCCAUUGUCACCUGUUACCACUUAUUCGUUGCAGGACUGUUGAUAUGAUUGCUUGAACAUUUUCAGCCGAAAUGACUUGGUUGUCCAGGCAAGAUUUCGGCGAAGACUGCAUACUCUGGAUGACCAGCAACAUAGAAUGAGAAGAAAGUCUUUUUCUGAGUAACACUUUACCUGCCUUUGAUGCAAUUUUCAAAUAUUGGUUUUGUAUCGAAACAAAAUCGGUAUGCGAUUCGACUAGUGCAAAAUGUCUAUGCUUUGGGCACUUUUGAUUAUAUCGUGCUCGUUUGUCAAAAGUGAAAUAGUGGAUGUCAAUGGAAUCAAACAGGAGCUCAAGAUCUGGUUAUCAAGUGCUUUACGCGAUCUUGAGCGUCUGAAGCCACCGCAACAAAGUAACUUGUGCCCUAACUUUAUCGGAUCUACUUCAUACCAUGAAUGGACGCUUCUCAAUAUUUUGGACACGGAACAGUUCAGUUUCGAUGGCAUUGUGGAAGAAAACGGAAAACCCGUUGGUUCGGGAACGUUGACAAAAUUAGCAAAAAAUGAGCAAGAGAUUGUUUGUUUCAAAUCGAUGUGUCAUUGCGACAUCCAAUCGGUUACAGGCAAUUUUAGCCAUGGGUUAGUCAAUGGAAAAGGUCGAAUCAUAUACCAGGAUGGACGCUCCUUGAAGACGUCUUUUAAUUCGUCUGUACCCUUCGGAGGCUUUCUCAUGACUGAUAAGAAGAACCGGCAUUUCUCUAUCGGUGUCUUCGACAAGGGUCAAAGAGUUGGUAAUCUAUGGUUUCACGAUUACCGAACUGGUCAUAGAUUUUAUGGUUCUGCCAAUGGUCAAGGUUGUUUCUUUUUGGCUUCAUCUGUGAUCUGCGGCUCAAUGCAAGACUUUCUUCUGAGAGAUGGUCAUAAAUGCACAAACUUCUGGAAUACUCGGAAUGAGAUCGGAAUGAUGGAAAUAUCUCCCAUUCAAUGUGAAACGGACUCCAAAGCCUUAAAUUUUGGUAACGCCACCAACUUUCAAGCCAAGGAAGACCGACUUUCUGCACAACUCCUGUGGCUCCAUUUGAAAUACCUCAAAAAGCCGGAAUCCAUUUUUCUGAAUGGUCUAACCCUGGAAAAAAAUGCCUCCAAAUCCCAAAGACUUAUCACAAAUAUGGAGGAGGUGUCUCUUCAAUCAAUUCAAUGCAAAGGAAAGUUGGAUCUCUUUCAACUCCCUAAAAACUCUGUCAUGGAACAUCUUGGACUGAGUUAUCCUGGAUCUGGCUCUAAAUGGAUCUUUCAAAGUAUCUCAUUGUUCACUGGGAUCAAGGAUUGCUAUCUUUGGCUUGAACAUGAGCCUUUGUACGAGAGGAGAUCAGCCUCAAUAAUCAAAUCCCAUCAUCAAAGAGCCGAAAUGUAUCAAAAGAUAACUCCAGAUGUGAAUAGAAAAAGUGAAACAAUGGUCUGGCGAUUGGACCACAUUUACAAUUUCGGUGGUCGAGCUAUCAUAUUGGUUCGGAAUCCUUACGAUUCGAUUUUGGCCCAUUGGAACCACGUUUUGGCGGGAGAACUGGAAUUAGCUCGAGAAUAUUUGAAGACAUUACAUUCGGAACAGUUUUUGAACUUUGUUAAAAUCGAGAUCAAAUUGUGGCUGGAAAUUCUCCUCGAUUGGAUCCCUAUUUCUUCGCGUGUUAUGAUCCUUCAUUUCGAAGAAUUCAAAAGAGAUGUGUCCAAAGAGCUCUUGAGAGUGAAUAAAUACUUGGGACUUGAGCCGGAUCUCACUCGGUUAGCAUGUGUCUCAACUUUAGAGAACUCGUUGUGGCAGCGGAAGAAGAGGCCAAAAGUAAAACGAAAAAACUUUCCUUUGGAGAUCAUUAACCUGUUUGAUGAUACCAUUGAUCAGGCUAGGUUAUUGUUGAAAGAAUAUGGAUUUGAAGACCUACCCACUGACCAAUACAAAAUCUAUCGCAAGCCAUGAUUGAUCAAUCUUGAAAAUAAACUCGGACUGAUUUCA